GCAGGGCAAGGAAUAACGUCAGAGCUCGUUCAUGUGCUAUCAGCUGAUUGGAGAAUGAAUUCCGAUUUGCAUGCAUACUGCCACAUAGGAGUAAAAUAGUUACGGGAAAGACGUGACGAAGAGGACGAAGUUUAUUGUUCAAAAAUAUCAAACAAGUCUGAGUAGUGAACGUUACGUUUCAGUAUAGGAUUUUUCUUUUCCAUUCUCUCGCAAUGGAAUGUCGAAAUGACGGGUGUCCCAGGACCCACGAGGAUGACAUCAUGGAUAUCCCCCUGGAUGACCCCGAGGCCAAUAAGGCUGCUGCCAAGAUCCAGGCCAGCUUCCGUGGUCACAUGACUCGCAAGAGAAUGAAGGAAGACAAACCCAGAGAGGAGAAGCGACGGGAGCAGAAGUAGAGGAGAAGAGAGAUGAAGCGUCAGAGCUUGAAUUGUUAGGUCGUGGUUCCUGGCAGAAAGAUGCAUGCCACUCCAAUAUCAAGAGCUCUUUUCAUGAAGAGAAAACAUUUCACUGUACCGUAUAACACAAAUAGAACUAGAUCUAGGUUUGGAAGACCCCCACGGACUCUCUUUCUCUAAAACAGACACACACACACACACACACACACUUACUCUCUUAUUCACAAACACACUCUCCUUCCUCCCCAAAUAUCGGGGUCGAUAAAUGUCUAUGACCCAAAAUAAUAUUUUACAGCAUUUUACAGCAUGCACUCAAGUGGAAAGUACAUUUUGAUGGAUUUGAAGAGCAAGUGUAAUAGCAAGUUGGCAAGGUGUGGGCAGAUGAUUUGGGGGAAUGUACGUUUGUACUCACUUAACUGGCUAUAUAAUCGUAUACAUUUUACAAUAAAGAAGUAUGACUUUUCUGA
Salvelinus sp. IW2-2015 is the source of this 862-nucleotide messenger RNA. NCBI's taxonomy places the organism in Eukaryota, Metazoa, Chordata, Actinopteri, Salmoniformes, Salmonidae. The record is from RefSeq and is a predicted model, not a curated record.